AUGUCAACCAUCGAAUACUCACUCGGGCCGUCCUUCGACUGCCCCUUCGGAUGGCCAGCCGAGCCGAGCUAUCCCAUCGACCCCAUCAAUCAAACCACCGCCACAGCCAUCCCACACCAUCUCGCCUCUUCUCCCGAGCGACCCUCACGGAAAACGCCCUCGGAUCUCCUUCAGACUUGGGACUCGAUCUUCUCGUGUCGAUCGAGCGAUCAUGACGAGCCAAUCGACCAACUGGCGACACUCCUCAGUAGGCUCUAUCUCGAGGCCGUCUACCUUCCCGAAACAUCUGCCGUCGAGCGUUUUGCAGCCCGGGUACGGAACUCGGAAGAGGGUUUCGAGGAGGAGGCUCUGCUAGGACUGUACGAGUCAUUCAUGAUCCCCGAGGAAGCUUUGGUCCGGAAGUGGGGCACUGAGAUGGGGAAGAUCGCACGGGUGUACGAGGCACGGAGUAAGCGCGCGGUCGACGGAGACGAGGAUCAGGAAGAAGAAGAAGAUGAGGAGGGAGAGGCGAUCGUGGUGGAGAAUGACGAGGAGCUCUUCCAUCUCAACGAACCCGAAGCCUUCGCUCUCGUCCUCCAACAAUUCUUCAGCCCUGCUCAACCCGACCUCUGUCGUCCUCUCGCCGGCUCUCAUCCCGUCCCAGACUCCACCAAGGUCGCCUUCAUCAAACCCGACUCGAUCGCUCAGCAGCUCGAGGUUUGGGGUACCAGGGAGACUCAACUGCAGAUCGUCCUCUUACUAGAACUCAUCAUCCUGACCAACCUAUCAUUAGACGCCGGCUCACAGCUACUACACAAGAAGCAACUAUCGGCCUCUCACCGGAAGAGAGGAAAAGAGAAGCCGAAUCUGGGUGGGUUGGGAGAAGAGGAGGAGAAGAAGCUGGAAGACAAGGAGGUCGUCGCGGACCUUGAGUGA
This is a messenger RNA of Puccinia graminis f. sp. tritici CRL 75-36-700-3, 915 nucleotides long. RefSeq lists its product as uncharacterized. NCBI's taxonomy places the organism in Eukaryota, Fungi, Basidiomycota, Pucciniomycetes, Pucciniales, Pucciniaceae. Bases 1 to 915 code for a protein of 304 amino acids. The transcript is spliced from 2 exons. The record is from RefSeq and is a predicted model, not a curated record.